Brassica napus (rape) is the source of this 945-nucleotide messenger RNA. RefSeq names its product 14 kDa proline-rich protein DC2.15. The transcript has a single exon. The coding region runs from base 310 to 723 and encodes 137 amino acids. The record is from RefSeq and is a predicted model, not a curated record. NCBI's taxonomy places the organism in Eukaryota, Viridiplantae, Streptophyta, Magnoliopsida, Brassicales, Brassicaceae.
GUAUGAAACUUUUGCUACAAAAAAUAAUUAUGUGCAAUCAUUUUGUAUUUACGAACAGUUAUUUGCAAAAUAAAUAAAUUAAAGACGUUAUAAUAAAACACAACCUCUUUUUAUCUGUAAUCUACAAGAAGUAUAAACUGAAGAUUUAGAACUUCACGAAUAUUCUAAUAAAAAUCACCAUAUUAGGUCAUACAAUAUCUUGGCCCAUCCUUCGAACUAUUAUAAAAGCCAUCUCGAACCCUCCAUUUUCUCCUCAUUCCAAUUCACACACACCAAAGUCCCUUUGGAAGCAAAAAGAGGAAUUUAACAAUGAGUUCAAGAACCACAAGCUCUUUAGCCAUUUUCUUGAUUCUCAACAUCCUCUUCUUCACAACAAUCUCAGCCUGCGGUAACUGCGGUUGCCCUUCUCCCAAGCCAAAACCUAACCCUGAACCUAAACCAACCCCAAGCCCUAGCCCUGCCACAGCCAAAUGCCCUAGAGACGCCCUUAAGCUUGGAGUCUGCGCCAACGUUCUCAACGGUCUACUCAACGUUACCCUUGGCCAACCACCGGUCGAGCCAUGUUGCACGCUUAUAAAAGGACUGGCUGAUCUUGAGGCUGCUGCUUGUCUUUGCACCGCGCUCAAGGCUAAUAUCCUUGGGAACAACUUGAACAUCCCGAUAUCUCUCAGUCUGCUGCUCAAUGUUUGUAGCAAAAAGGUUCCCCCUGGCUUCCAAUGCUAAUCAAGAUUCUUAUCAUAUACAACCAUCACACUUCAUGUAACAUACAUAUCGUCUUGGUUUCUAGUGUUUUGUGUGCGUGUGUGUUUAUUUAUGUAUGUGUGUAUGUGAUUCCUACAACUCUAAAGUUCACAGUUAUUUUUAUUUUGGUUUCUUAUACGGUCAAUUGUGGUGGUGUUGUAUCAUUUCUUGUUGUAUGAAUUAAUAAAUCUUCUGUUUUAAUAA